Messenger RNA from Ceratotherium simum simum (southern white rhinoceros), 1200 nucleotides. It is a transcript of the gene FAIM2, whose product is annotated as Fas apoptotic inhibitory molecule 2. NCBI's taxonomy places the organism in Eukaryota, Metazoa, Chordata, Mammalia, Perissodactyla, Rhinocerotidae. The record is from RefSeq and is a predicted model, not a curated record. Gene Ontology annotation, cellular component: Golgi apparatus; membrane; endoplasmic reticulum. Gene Ontology annotation, biological process: negative regulation of apoptotic signaling pathway.
UGGUACGCUCCGGUCCGCCUGGCCCGGCUGCAGUGGAUGUUGCUAGAACCCACGCGGAGGAAAGAAGAGACGCAGGCAGGCUGCGGUGACCCAAGCGGCCGCCCCUGCCUCAGGGACCCCUUCCCCGAGAGACGGCACCAUGACCCAGGGAAAGCUCUCCGUGGCUAACAAGGCCCCUGGGACAGAGGGGCAGCAGCAGACGAAUGGAGAGAAAAAGGAGGUUCCAGCAGUGCCCUCAGCCCCACCUUCCUAUGAGGAGGCCACCUCCGGGGAGGGGCUGAAGGCAGGGGCCUUUCCCCCAGCCCCCUCGGCUGUGCCUCUCCACCCCAGCUGGGCCUAUGUGGACCCUAGCAGCAGCUCCAGCUAUGAGAAUGGUUUCCCCACUGGAGACCAUGAGCUCUUCACCACCUUCAGUUGGGAUGACCAGAAAGUUCGCCGAGUCUUCAUCAGAAAGGUCUAUACUAUCCUGCUGAUCCAGCUGCUGGUGACUUUGGGUGUCGUGGCUCUCUUUACCUUCUGUGACCCCGUUAAGGACUAUGUCCAGGCCAACCCGGGCUGGUACUGGGCAUCCUACGCUGUGUUCUUUGCAACCUACCUGACCCUGGCCUGCUGUUCUGGACCCAGGAGGCAUUUCCCAUGGAACCUGAUUCUCCUGACCAUCUUUACCCUGUCCAUGGCCUACCUCACUGGGAUGUUGUCCAGUUACUACAACACUACAUCUGUGCUGCUGUGCCUGGGCAUCACGGCCCUCGUCUGCCUCUCAGUCACCGUCUUCAGCUUCCAGACCAAGUUUGACUUCACCUCCUGCCAGGGUGUGAUCUUCGUACUGCUCAUGACUCUUUUCUUCAGUGGACUCAUCCUGGCCAUCCUCCUGCCCUUCCAAUACGUGCCCUGGCUCCAUGCAGUGUAUGCCGUGCUGGGAGCAAGCGUGUUUACGUUGUUCCUGGCAUUUGACACCCAGUUGCUGAUGGGUAACCGACGCCACUCGCUGAGCCCUGAGGAGUAUAUUUUUGGAGCCCUCAACAUUUACCUAGACAUCAUCUAUAUCUUCACCUUCUUCCUGCAGCUUUUUGGCACCAACCGGGAAUAAGGAGCCCUUCCCACCCUCUCCUGCCUUCAGAGAAUGCCCCCUUGCUGGUCCUCUGACCUUCCCUGUGCUCCUGCAAGCCCAGAUAUAAAACUAGCUGCCAGCCCAGCCUG